CGCUCUAGGCUGGUUCAUUGUUGAGAGAGAGGGACGGAUUUAGGAUGGGUGACCUACAUCGGGGGAAGAACUGGCGAAAUAUGAUCCGUCUGCUCCCCUGAAUACAAAAUGGAGGAUGUUCGAACGCGGGGUUGAGAAAGUUUGUUGAUGGUGUUUUAGCGGUGUGGACAUGGGAGGAGAGGAUUGCAGGGUAAAGUCUCUGCAGUUUAUCGGAAAGUCCUGUUAGGGAAAAAACUGGUAGAUAGUGCACUGCAUCAGCGAUGGAGGGAAGCAGUGAUUGAAGGAAGAUCAUACCUGGAUUGCUGUGAGUGAAUUGAUGGAGUGGUGCCUAGUAACACCCCGGUGUGAAUGUGACCGGGUGGUGGAAGGGAAUUCAGUGUUGGAAACUUGCGACCGAUGUGUGUGCUAAUUUACAUGGUCAUUCAACAAGUUGCUCAUGCAUGUUUAACGUGCCUGUUAUGCAGAAGGACGAGCUGGUGCCGUGGUUUUCUCCUUAUUGGAUUAAAGUAACAAACAUAUGCAACUGUAAUGACUGAUUUGCCACAAUGAUAUGGUGCUAUACGGAACUACGUUUUGGGAUAGAUUAUUCAUACGGCCUUAUCAAGAAGUGGAACGAUUUACUUUAAUACUCUGGUUUUCCUGCUGAGUUUUCUUAAUUCAUCCCAAUAUUGACACAGUGGAUUAGAGAGCGGCUCUGAAUGUUAAACGAUUUUGAGUAUUUGUUUAGGGUGAUCCCUCGUCACCCCUUGUACAUACGACAUAUCAUAUGACGAACAUCCAUUAAACUCUGCCGCUCCAACAGUUCUUGAUGUUUUCAAGUGGGGUAUUUAAGUUUCCUGAAAACAUUUCGUGAGAAGGGUCAGUUGAGGUGUAUACGUCGGAAGUCUGGAUUGAGUUAACACAAACACAAUCCGUGAAUCAUAUCCACACCCUAGUGUUACUCGCCUGUUUCCAACAAUGGCACUACUCUCAGACACAAUGGACGGGGCGCAUACUGUAUUACACUUUACAAAACGUUCAACUUUAUUUAACAUUGUUGCAAUGUUAAUAUUUCUAGACUUGCUUAAAUCGUCCCAUAGUGCAAAUUGUCACAUUAAUACAACGAAUUGCAUACCUUUUGGAAUAAAAGGUAAAAAAUGUUUAGGAACAACGCUGGACUUUGAGUACACGUCUCUGGAAUUUGCCAACGAUUCUUCAACUCUGGCCCAGGUGGAUGAAAAGCUGGCACUUUGGAGCGGGCUACAAAAUGUCCCGCAGUGCUGGUCAGUUGUACAGCCGUUCCUGUGUUCUGUGUAUUUCCCCAAGUGUGACAACAACACGGAGCUCUUGGAACUACCCAGUAAGGAGCUCUGUGAGAAGAUUAGAGAGCCUUGUAAAAUAGUGGAGUCUUUCCACAGCUGGCCGUCGUUUCUCCAAUGUCACCAACCCCACUUCCAGGAAAAUUGCAAGCCCGAGUCGUAUGAGAAAGCGUCCUUCAACACAACAGGUCGGUGUGAGCCCCCGCUGAUCAAGACGUCCUUGAGGGAGAGCUGGUACGAGGAUGUUGAGGGGUGUGGCAUCCAGUGUCAGAACCCACUCUUCACCCUAGAGGAGCACCAGGAAGUUCACGCUUUCGUCGCCGUCUGGGGGGCGCUGUGUCUCGUCUGCACACUCUUCACUGUGCUGACGUUUGUGAUAGACUGGAAGAAUGCCAACAAAUACCCUGCCCUCAUUCUGUUCUACAUCAACGCCUGCUUCUUUGUGGGGAGCAUCGGUUGGCUGGCCCAGUUUGCUGGAAAUGCUCGUGAGGACAUCGUGUGUCGCUCUGACCGAACUGCACGUAUGGGAGAGCCACAGCUUGGGUCUGGAGAGUCGGCGUCCUGCACGGUGGUGUUCCUGCUGGUGUACUACUCCAUGAUGGCUGGGGUCACCUGGUUCGUCAUGCUGGCCUAUGCAUGGCACAUCACCUUCAAGGCCCUGGGCACGCCCCGAGACAACCUCAGCAGCAAGACAGCCUACUUCCAUCUCGUCAGCUGGUUCCUGCCCCUCGUCUUGUCCAUAGUCUGUCUGGCAAUCUCAGAGAUUGAUGGAGAUUCACUAAGCGGAAUCUGUUUUGUUGGGUACAUGAAGCAUGGCAUCCGAGCUGGAUUUGUCCUUGGUCCUAUAGCAGUGGUGCUUGUAUGUGGACUCGUCUUCCUGGUCAGAGGUCUUAUUACGCUGAUCAAGAUCAGAAAGAAUGCCCCAACCUUCAUCAGUGAAAAAGCUACGUCCAAAAUCCGAGAGACAAUUCUCCGUUUAGGUAUAUUUGCAACGCUUGCAUUUGUGUUUGUGUUGAUCACAUUCUCUGUCCAUGUGUACACAUUUGCCAACGAAAACAAGUGGAGAGAGAGCUUUAAAGAGUACAUGUAUUGUGAGGCCAACGUGACAAUAACCCGUACCGUGACCAACACCACCGGCAGGACAUGUGAGGUUGCACACAAACCGAGUGUGGUGGCGCUAGAGAUCCACAUCUUCGCCUUCUUCGGGGCGGGCAUCGCGAUGAGUUCCUGGUCCUGGAACAAGGCCUCCUUCAAUGCCUGGGAGAGAUUCCUCAGGAAGGUGUUCCGCAAGCCGUCCAACAAGCCAGUCAAACUGAAGAAACACAAGAUGAUUGCCCAGGCCUUCGAGAAGAGAAAGAACAUCAACAAUGGCCGCAUGUCCAUCAGCUUCCACAGUACGCAUGACGACCCACUAGGGAUGAAGUUUGAUCUCAACAGUGUCAGUUCCCAUGACAUGUCAUCCAACUUUGCUGCUGCCAUGCCGAAGCUUGUUCGACGACGAGGUGGUCUCAUUCAGCCUGUGGCUGGGACACUUCGCAGAUACUCUGACUCAGAUAUUGGCUCUGUGAUCUCAAGGAGAAUGUCUCAGGAUUCCCAGCUAGGACAAGCCAUUGGACAACCUCAGCUAUCCAUAGAUCCUGAUUCCAAGGCAGAAAAGAAAAAGCGAAAGAAGAAGAAAAAGAAAAGGCGAAGAGCUCACAAGAUUCAGCCAAUCAUAGCCCCUGUUUUAAAUGCCCUCCAUGCUGUGGGUGGUCGGCGAGGGCUACGUCGAGGCAGCGACACAUCCGUGAUCAGCAGAGCCUCGGCUCACAGUGUGCGAGUGUCCAUCGAGAGGAACAGCAUGGAGGCCAUCUCUAUAGCGUCAGUACCUAUGUCUCAUCACGGUGAUAUUGACACUGUUGACCUGAGUCAGAUACCGUCCACCAGGGCAGGAUCUCAACCAGCAAAGCCACACACAAACUUCUCUCUGUUCACAGCCAGUGGCUUGUUGCAGCCCAGAGGCAGACCAAGUGUGCAGGAGUUUGCUGCGGUGAAGAGGUCGAGGAGAAGUCGCCGAUCGGAAGUCACUGUGGAAAUGUCGGAAUCUAACUUUCAAAGUAGUCGGCCCCGACCUGGACAAUUAAAACCCAUAGAAACAAUUAUAACCCUGGAAUCAGAGGAUGGGUCCCAAUCAGCUUAGGCAGAAUGUCCCUCUGAGCUCUGAUAUUUUAUGACACCAAGUCUACUAGUCUAUUCCACAAGGAGGUGAUGGUGUUUAUAUGUAAAUUGUAAGUCAUAGACUCAGUAAAGAAACAGCUGACUUGAUAAAAAUAUGCUCUAUCCCUUCUGAAGAGUUGGACUUAUGCCAGAUGCUGUAUUAGAUGUUAGUAUCGACAGUCCCAUGUGGUAUGCAUAUAUAACGAAUUAAAAAAGUUUAUGACAUUUUACGAAACAUACCACCAAUGUGUUGUGACAUUGUCACAGGUUAGGUUCACCUCCAGAACUUGUCAGGAUGUUGCAGCUCCUGAGCAGAGCAGAUGCAUCCACAGUGCUACCUGAUGUGUAUAGUACUAAAUUAUAGUACAACUUCAGAUCCCAACAAGGAUGGGGUGGUUUCAUUCCAAGGACAGAUAUACCAUCUUUGUGUUCCCUGCUUGAUGGCAGUAGUGUUCUGGACAUGAAGAUGGUGUUGUUAAUAUUAACAGGAUACCUGGACCUGUUCCUCAAAGCCAUCGACUGCCAUGAGUCUAUGUUAAAGUGUAGGAGACAAGGAGUUACGAUUAUCUUAGCGCUAUGACUGUCAUAAGUUAAUGUUUAAUGUCGUCUUAGCACUAUGAUCGCUUUACAGUAGAACGGUCCCCAGAUCGACAUUCAUUCAGUGUUCAUAUGGAUGUUUGUGUAUGCUGUCACUAAAUAUUAGUCACCUACGAAACACAAUUUAUUGUUAGGGUCACUGAUUUAUGAAUACAGUAGUUAUAAUCCUGUUUGGUUAAUUAGGUUGAAGUAAAAAUAAUAUUGUGUACCAUAUUUUAUUCUUAAUUUGAAAUAACUUUAUAGUUGGUAAAAAAUGAAUGUUUGAAGUAAAAGAUGUUUACUGUUUAUAAAGUAAACCUUAUGUAAUUCUGGCACAGAAAUUUAAACUUGCUCUCUUAUUUUAAGGAUGUUUGCAUGGCCAGAGACAAAAAAUAUCUUUUUAUUUGUGUUGUUGCACACUUUCUAAUGCAGGAAAAAAGUGUCACAUCACUUCAAUAGUUUCAGAGCAGCAAAGACAUCUGCCCAUAUCUGCUAUACAUGUUUCUGUGUCUGGCUGCGCCAGUUUGCCAUACAGCAUUACACACAAAACAAUCCUUUAUACUUUUUCAGAGAAAUCCAAUGGAAUACUGUCUCCUGUUUACCUUCAUAACACAUGUAGCGUAUCUAUAAUGAGUAAGGUCUGUUGUACUUUGUUAGAUCCAAGGCAAGAAAAAGAACUACUUCUUUUACAUAUGAUCCUUCAGCAACCCAUGCUUGCCGUAAACGGCGACUAUGCUUGUAAGAGGCGACUAUUGGGAUUGGGUGAUCAGGCUUGCUGACAUGGUUGAUGCAUGUCAUCGUAUCCCAAUUGCGUGGAUCGACGAUGCUCAUGAUGUCAAUCACUGGAUUGUCUGGUCCAGAUUUGAUUAUUUACAGACUACAAAUUGCUGGAAUAUUGCAGAGUGCGGCGUUAAAGACUGAAACAUGUGCUCCUAAUUUCUUAUGACACCAGUUGUCAAGAGAACUGAAACUUUAUACAGACAAAUAGUAUAUUUUUAACCUACCAAUGGACCCAUAGUGGUUAGGGAAGUUUUUUUCUCUCAGCCUAGCCUAUUGGUCAUAGCUUCUGUAGUGCAAGCACUGCUUUGUGGAAUGGGAUGCAUAGUUGGCUAUUAACUGGCGGGGCCAGAGGAGGAGGUGCAGGGAGUGGUCCCCCUUUAUGUCAGACCUUACGUGUCACCCUGUGUCUGUCUGUCCUCACGGUUUUAUUCACAUCAAGUCUUGGGUAGUGUACACCCCCUUUCACAUCAAGUCUUGGGUAGUGUGCACCCCCUUUCUCAAAAUCCUGGGUCUGCCACAGCCUUUUUCAGUACUUCGAUUUGAGCAAGUCGUAAUUGGUCAGCGGACAUAUAAUGGCUAUGUUCUACUCCAUGAAGCCCAGGCAAGUGUAGACUGCUGAUUGUUAUUGUGGGAUUCUAUAGUGUAGAAUAUCACACAUAGCAAGGUUGUGACCACUCUAUAGUUUAGACACUGGGGACCCCUUCUGCUCUGUAUUCUUCAUGCAGGUCAUCCCAAGUCCACCAUGCACUUCAGUUUUUUUACCUACUGGAAUACCGGUAGUUUUUUUCAGGGGAUGUUUCCAUUUUUUUUUGCGACCCAUGUAUAUUACUGAAAGUAACUUUGUCAUAUCAAAUCCAUUAAUUAUUUGAAUUUCUUUCUUUUUGAAUAUUUACCUCAAGACUUUUUAUCCCGGGUGGGUUUUCAUUGUUGAAUGUUACCAAACCAUUUUAUACAAGCAAAGGUUGUUGACAUUUUUUUGAUGUUUUAUAAAAUGCAUAAUCAUGGUAAGGUUUUAUCACAAAGCAGACAUCAUGAUACCAUUUCUCAUGUGUCUUGUGAUGUUUUAUUGUAUGUUUGUGAUGUCAUAUCAUGUCAGGGUUUCAUAUCAUGUAAUGGACAUUGAUGGCAGCUGAGUUCUGAUAUAUCAUGUUUUUAGUAUACCUUGAUACCUUGAUCUGUACGUACGCCACAUCAAUCAGACAGCAUCCUCGAUAACCAUGUGUCCCAGAUCUCCAUUCUGUUGUGAUAAGUACCCUUGAUGUAUAACCAUAGCUUCAUUUGAGGAUGAAACAACAUAUGCGAAAGCUAAAAUUAGCCGUCCAAUCAAAUAUAACUCAUGUGCGGGAUAAUAAGCAGACGCAACCCUGAAAAUGUUUCGUAUCCCACCUUAAGACGGGCCAUGAGUAGUCCAGAGAAGGUCAAACAUCAUAAACCAUGCCUUAUGUCACUUCACAUCAAGUAUAUCAUCAAAUGUGCCUGUCGUCACGUCACAUCAAGUAUAUCAUCAAAUGUGCCUGGUGUCACCUCACAUCAAGUAUAUCAUCAAAUGUGCCUGGUGUCACGUCACAUCAAGUAUAUCAUCAAAUGUGCCUGGUGUCACGUCACAUCAAGUAUAUCAUCAAAUGUGCCUGGUGUCACGUCACUUCAAGUAUAUCAUCAAAUGUGCCUUGUGACUUCAUAUCACAUCAUAUAUACUAGUAUAUAAUCAAAUGUGUCUUGUGAUUUUAUAUCACAUCAUAUAUACUAGUAUAUCAUUAAAUGUGCCUGGUGAUUUUAUAUCACGUCAUGUCAUGUCAAAUGUGCCUGGUGAUUUUAUAUCACAUCAUAUAUACUAGUAUAUAUCAUCAAAAGUGCCUUGUGGUUUCAUAUCACGUCAUGUAUAUCACUGCAUGUGCUUUGUGAUGUCAUAUCACACGUGUAUUAUCAAAUGUGUCUCAUCAAGUCCAAACCUAUUCUGUGAUACCGUAUCACAUGAUUGCUGGUUGGUAUCAUAAUAUGUGCCUUGGUUCGAUACACAAAGCAUCAACGUGCACAGUUGUCAGACAGUUUCAUGUAGUGCUUGUACAUACUGAUGUCAACAUGGGCACUGCAGCGUGCUUGCCCUCAUAAUAAUGUUUAGAGUUUUAUACUUCAACUUCCAGUAUAUCAUCUAGGUACAUUUUCUCCAAAGAUCUGAUAUAAAACUGAAGAUAAAGACCUACAGGAGAU
Molecule: messenger RNA, 7058 nt
Organism: Haliotis rufescens (red abalone)
Lineage: Eukaryota; Metazoa; Mollusca; Gastropoda; Lepetellida; Haliotidae
Product: smoothened homolog
Exons: 11
Coding region: 958-3477 (839 amino acids)
Biological process (GO): smoothened signaling pathway; commissural neuron axon guidance; central nervous system development
Cellular component (GO): plasma membrane; dendrite; cilium
Molecular function (GO): transmembrane signaling receptor activity; patched binding
Source: RefSeq, a predicted model, not a curated record